AUGGCGUCAUCGCUGAGAGAGCUCGAGGCCGAUCCGGCCCUCUACAUCUAUACCUCCCUGACGGCCGGCUCGUCGCACAUCGUGACGGCCACCUCCCGACUCGAGACCAUCCUUCGAGCCAACCGCAUCCCUUUCAAGGCCGUCGACAUGGCCACAAACGACAAGGCGCGCAUGCUCUGGGGUCGCCGUGCCGGCAAGGACCCUAACGGCCGUGUGCGAAAGCUGCCGGCUCUGGUCCAGGAGGGUUUCGUCGUGGGUGACAUCGUCGAAAUCGAAGAAUGGAACGAAUACGGCGAGCUCAAGCAGCACGUCACCAUCUUCCAAGACGAAUUCACCCAGCCGCCCAUCGGUUCCGUUCCGCCUAAGCCAAAGUACGGCAAGAAGAAGAAGCCUGCUGCCGAACCUUCCGCCGCCGGCGCCAGCCCGAGCGGUACAGCAGCGAGCGGCGUCGCAUCACAAAUGGCGCUGCCGAUCCGCACCCUAGCCGAAGAAGCCGCCGCAAAGGCUAAGGAGAAGGUACAGGCUGCGACAAAGGCCGUUAGCAGUGCCGUGGAGCCAAAACUGGAGAAGAAGGAAGAGCAGAAGGAAGAAGACAACAAGAAGGUGGAUGAGGAUAAGGCAGAAGCUGAGAAGACGGCGGCACUAGCACCAUCCGCGACUAUCGAGCCCGCUGCCGCUGCAAGCAAGACCCCCAAAGCGGCGACUGUAGAGGACGAAGAGGACGCAGAGGCUGGAAAGAUGACGACUACAACGACGACGACAACAGAAACAAAGCCAGAAGAGCCCGCGGCGACGACAACGAAACCAACAACAGAAUCCCCAGUCACAACAACCAACCCAGUCCCGAUCCCAACCCCCAGUUCCCCCGCUCAACCUCACCCAUCUUCAGCAGCAGAGGCAGCAGGCUUUGGUCUCCAAUCACCCACCUCAGGCGGGUGGAAGGACGACAGCGGGGCGUCGCGAACGGUGCAGUCGCCUACGUCGACGACGUGGCAGCCGACGGACGUGGACGCGCCGAUUACCUCUUUGCAGGGCGCUCUGAUAGCCAGUGCGUCGGAGGAGGAGAUCAAGGAGAUUGAGAGGGCGCAGACUAUUAAGGAGGUUCCUGAUGAGGAGGUUGAGGAAUAG
Molecule: messenger RNA, 1128 nt
Organism: Neurospora tetraspora
Lineage: Eukaryota; Fungi; Ascomycota; Sordariomycetes; Sordariales; Sordariaceae
Exons: 3
Coding region: 1-1128 (375 amino acids)
Cellular component (GO): cytoplasm
Source: RefSeq, a predicted model, not a curated record